Megalops cyprinoides (Indo-Pacific tarpon) is the source of this 1347-nucleotide messenger RNA. RefSeq names its product hypoxia inducible factor 1 subunit alpha inhibitor (gene hif1an). NCBI's taxonomy places the organism in Eukaryota, Metazoa, Chordata, Actinopteri, Elopiformes, Megalopidae. The transcript is spliced from 8 exons. The record is from RefSeq and is a predicted model, not a curated record. Gene Ontology annotation, molecular function: [protein]-asparagine 3-dioxygenase activity; ankyrin repeat binding; peptidyl-histidine dioxygenase activity. Gene Ontology annotation, cellular component: nucleus; cytoplasm. The coding region runs from base 201 to 1268 and encodes 355 amino acids. Gene Ontology annotation, biological process: peptidyl-aspartic acid hydroxylation; negative regulation of Notch signaling pathway.
UGGCUUGACUGCCUAUCGGUUGUAUGUUUACAGUUACUUGCUGAUGAGGUAGUGCUGGUCGCACCUUUUUGCAUCGUCAUUUAGCGUUAUUUUAAAUCACACUGUAGCUGGAUAACGUGGGGGCCUCGGAAGAUAAGGUGUCACAUCGUUAAGGAAAACGCAUUUGGAGAGAGGGCGAGAGCGAUCUUCGGCACGCAGGCAUGGCAGCAGCGACGGUGGUGGCGGAGGCUGAUCCAUCGGGUGCCGAGGGCGCUGCCGCCUUCGCCGCGCUCCACUGCUCGGGAUGGAGCGAGUCUCAGCUCCGCAAGUACUCUUUCCAAACCCGGCCUAUACCGAGACUGUCUCACACCGACCCCAGAGCGGAGAUGCUAAUAGACAAUGAGGAGCCAGUGGUUUUAACAGACACCAACCUGGUGUACCCAGCUCUCAAGUGGGACAUAAACUACCUGCAGGAGAACAUAGGAAGUGGUGAUUUCUCUGUCUACAUCGCCCAGAACCACAAGUUCCUGUACUAUGAUGAGAAGAAAAUGGCCAACUUCGAGAACUUCGUUCCCAAGUCCAGACGCAUAGAGAUGAAGUUUUCGGAGUUUGUGGACAAAAUGAAGAAAACAGAGGAGUUGGGCGGAGAGGAAAGGGUGUACCUGCAGCAAACACUGAAUGACACAGUUGGGAGGAAGAUUGUUGUGGAUUUCCUUGGCUUCAACUGGAACUGGAUCAACAAGCAACAAGCCAAACGCAAUUGGGGACAGCUAACAUCCAACCUGCUACUUAUAGGCAUGGAAGGGAAUGUGACUCCGGCCCAUUAUGAUGAACAGCAGAACUUCUUUGCACAAAUCAAAGGACACAAGAGGUGCAUCCUGUUUCCUCCAGAUCAGUUUGAGUGCCUCUACCCCUUCCCUGUGCACCACCCAUGUGACAGGCAAAGCCAGGUUGAUUUUGAAAACCCAGACUAUGAGAAGUUUCCGAAUUUCAAAAAUGUUGUUGGAUAUGAGACGGUCGUAGGCCCUGGAGAUGUGCUGUACAUCCCAAUGUACUGGUGGCAUCACAUUGAGUCCUUGCUAAAUGGGGGAGUGACUAUCACUGUUAACUUCUGGUAUAAGGGGGCUCCCACUCCAAAGAGGAUCGAGUACCCACUGAAAGCGCACCAGAAGGUAGCCAUCAUGAGGAACAUAGAGAAGAUGCUGGGAGAAGCUUUGGGGGACCCACAUGAGGUUGGGCCUCUGCUGAAUAUGAUGAUGAAGGGCCGUUACAAUCAAGGCCUCAGUUAGGGCCCCGGGGAAGAGGAAGCUCUGUGUGUGUGUGUGUGUGUGUGUGUGCGCGUGUGUGUGUGUGCGCGUGUGUAAGUGC